AUGGAGCCUCGCACUUUCUACCGGGAAGAGAUCAACAACACGACCUGGGAGGUGGUGGAAAAGUACACGCGUCUCAAGCAGAUCGGUACCGGGGCAUACGGAUCCGUCUGCUCGACGAUCAACGAGAAGACCAAAGAGAAAGUGGCCAUCAAGAAGCUGCACAGGCCGUUCCAGUCGGAGAUCUUUGCGAAGAGAGCGUACCGCGAGCUGCGUCUGCUCAAACACAUGAAGCACGAGAAUGGACACAGCGACAUGCACCAUCUGGACCCAGCCGCUGUCACAAAGAGGUGGUCCGACAGCAGCAUGAGCAGUGUCCUGAUGUGGGACAUGAGUUUCUCUGGGGGCUUCGUGUCCGGUCCUGAGGGGUACUCCCCGGAGCCCCUGCACUACUACGACAUGCUGGCUGACCCUGUGUACCACCCCAUGCAUGACCCUGACCUCCAGCUGCUCCCGUACAGCCCCCAGCAGCAGCAGCAGCAGCAGCAGCAGCAGCAGCAGCAGCAGCAGUACGGCUCUAGCUUCUGUGUCUUCUCCCCUCUCUCGUCCUGCUCUCCCUCCCCCUCCUCUCCCUGCUCUUUGCCCUGCCCUCCUUUGCACCACUACAGCCCCCCUUACCCAGAGACCUUUGCCCCCAGCCCAGGGCCUCAGUGCAGCGGGGCCACUGAGGAGCUGGGGCCCCCGGGGCUGCUCCAUGUAGGGCGGAGGCUGAGUUCAGGAGGCAGGAGGAGGGACCAGGACGAGCUGUGUGUGGUGUGUGGAGACAAGGCGUCGGGGUAUCACUACAACGCUCUGACCUGUGAGGGCUGCAAAGGUUUCUUCCGCCGCAGCGUGACCAAGAAGGCGGUGUACCAGUGCAAAAGCGGGGGCAGCUGUGAGAUGGACAUGUACAUGAGGAGGAAGUGCCAGGACUGCCGGCUCAGGAAGUGCCGGCAGGUGGGCAUGCUGGCUGAAUGUCUGCUGACGGAGGUGCAGUGCCAGUCCAAACGCCUGAGGAAAGGAGGCCGAGGAGGCAGGAGUCAGGACCAGGACAGCCCUGAUGGGAGCCAAAGGGUCAGCUCAACCAGCAAGCAGCGGCAACAUGUGCUGUGUCCCAGUCUGACAGAAGCGCAGAAGUGCAUUGUGGACAGGAUGGAGGAGGCUCACAGACUGUUCAGAACACAAGACAGCGGCUUUGACCGAAUGAGCGAGUGGCCGUGCACGGACAAAGACGACGCCCCUCAGCUGCACAGACUGUCGCAGUUUGCCAGGACAAUCCCAGGCUUUGAGCUGCUGCAGGCCUCAGAGCAGAGCUGCCUGCUGUCGGCCGCCUCAGUAGAAGUCCUGUUCCUGCUCUCGGCUCAGCAGUUCUCCCACUGUCCCGACAACUCCCCAUCAGGUCUGCAUCUGUUCAACAUGAGGUCUCACAAGUGGCAUAAGAAUCCAAAAGAGAAUCUUCCCAGCAGGACGUGCUCCAUUGCAGAAGUGGGUGAUGAUUUGCUGGAGCCUGUAGUGACGUUCUUUCACAGCAUGGUGGCGCUGCAGCUCUCAGAGGCUGAAUAUGCUCUACUGACUGCCACAGCUCUCCUCUGCUCAGACCGGGCCUCUCCUCAGGCCUCUCAGCGUGUGGAGAACAUGCAGGAGCUGGUUCUUCACCUCCUCUCCACAGUGUGCGGCCCCCAGAGCAGAGCAGAGCGGGGGCCCCAGCGGUUUGGACGCUUGUUGAGCAGACUGACGGAGCUGCGGACCCUUCGACACAACUACCUCCUCCUCAGACAACAGCGUGGACCGACCCCACCUCCACUUUGUCACCUGUAG
This is a messenger RNA of Knipowitschia caucasica, 1794 nucleotides long. The record is from the annotation of a GenBank genome assembly. Lineage: Eukaryota; Metazoa; Chordata; Actinopteri; Gobiiformes; Gobiidae.